UCUUCUGGCUGAACGUGAUGAGCUUCGACAUCUGGUGGACCUUUGCACACCUGCGCGCGCAGCCGCCGUCCGAGCGGUCGCUGCGACACCGGUUCAUCCGACACUCGCUGUACGCGUGGGGCGUGCCGCUGGUGAUGACCGGCCUGCUGGCGUUCUUCAACUACGCGCCCACCUCGGUCAUCCCUGACGGCACUAUCGUGCGGCCCGGCAUCGGCGAGGGGCGUUGCUUCUUCGCCAGUCACAAAGCGGGGCUGCUCUACUUCUACAUAACGAUCUUCAUUAUCACGGGGGUCAACGUCGUCUUCUUUCUCGCCACCGCUUGGAAGCUGUACAAAGCUGACCAAGACUCACGAAUUCUUCAGCGGAAGCGCACCGCUCGAGACAGGCUGAGGGUGUACGUCAACCUGUUCAUCAUCAUGGAGGUCAGCUGGAUAGCUGAGUGCCUGUCUGAACUGAUACCUCCGAAGCAAAUCUGGUACUUCACGGACAUCCUCAACGCCUCCCAGGGAAUUGUGAUCUUCUUUCUGUUCAUCGUUCGCUCCUCCUCACGCCGGGCAAUCAAAGACAGAUAUUUGGAGCUCACCAAGCGCGGCUUCAAUCCGUCUGCUGGCCUUAUCUAUCCACCAGGAAAGGACGAGCGGGUACGCGGGUUUGCCAUGAAGCCGCCCUCCUCCCGGACCAAGACAACUGGGGCCAGCAGCUCCGGAACCGAUGGGAAUGCCCAGUCAAGCAACAUACACAUGACCGAUGUCCAGAAAGGUGACAACAUCAAAACGGCGGAGUCGAACGGUGACAGCGGCAAGGCGACGCCAUGCAACCCCGACAAGAGCACCCACGACAAUCCGUGCUAAGUGCGCUGUCCGUCGCCCGUCCGAUGAGCAAACGGCAUGUGUGGGCCGACGGGCCGCUGGAGGGGAGACUGUGGACGCACAGCGUCAUCACUGGGCACGCAGGGCACGUCCCGUCGAUCGUGCCACGCCGCUGAACUGAAGACCGUGCUCCUGUUAAAUCACUGUUGAACUCGUGUGCUUUGACUCGCUCCGCGCUUCUGUUUGCGUCGCUUGUGAAGUAUGCUGGCACGAACUCUCGCUGGGACGGCGCGCCCGUCGAUGCCCGGUGCCGGUGCGCAGCGCUGCCCGGGACGCGGGCUCUCGUGGCGUGUGCCGAUCUACCCACGCAACGGUCGAUGGCGUGCUACGCUGCGAGGAUUUUGUGCCGAGGCAGGCGGCGGUGCUCCGCUGUGUGGUGGCCUGUUUAUGGGCUGUUUUACACUGGCAUCAGCGCUAGCUGAGUAACGAAUAUGUCUGCGUGCCUGAUGGGUUCUAAGCUGCCUGCUCUAUCAUGCCACCAGUUGUUGUUUUGGAAAAAUUCCUUCCAAUGACAGCGUCCUUAGUGAAAUUAAUUUUACACUAGUGCUCUUUUGCCGACUCAAAAUCUGCACGAAGCUUAAAUAUAGCGAGCUAGCUUUACCGUCGUCACUACUGGACACCUGUGGUUGUCUUGCUGAUAUCAUCUGACUGUGCACACCAUAUGAUCACGCAGCAUGCAACACUUGAUGUGAAUUUCAGUUCAAAACUCGUCAAUAACAUGACCAAGAGGCUUUGGGGACCAUGACUCCAUCUGGGGGUGGAGGGACUGAAGUUAAAAGUGGUGGGGCUGUGAUUGCUCAAAACGGCAGUAAAGGUAUUGUGAAUUAACCAAAUGGGCCCUCAAAGCAUCUGUAUGGACCCCCAAACCUAAUAAUGUUCCUAGUCCCAAAGAAGGACCCCUUUGACAGCGAAGUAGGGUCUGUUUUGCUGAUGGGGCUCGCUAUGCUCGCUUUGCCAUUCCUGGGCGAAAUGAAACCGAAGCUCGUCAUUAAGCCAAGCGUUCCCUUCAAAUACGUUGCGGUAUAUUUAUGACGAAAGUCCGAAGGGCAUGAAACACGCAAAGCUGCUACAGGUUUUGAUUGCAUUGGUGCUCGCUGUGUUCCGGUCGAGGUCCCCAACGCUAUGAUAAUCGUUAAGAUUGAUUAAUGUGAUUUGCUGCAGGAAUUAACACGUGCAUGCAUGUAUGCAUGAUUGCAUGCAUGGCCUGCCUGAGCACUUUUAUCCUUGUGCUUUUUGUGCGCUGAAUGUCCAGAUCAUCGAGAGAAUGUAUUAUUGCCAACUGCAUACAUUCCAGCUACUGCUGUGCACUUUAUCAUGUCACAGGGGUACUAUCGAUUUUCCCUUGUUCUGUACGACAUGGAGUUGCGUAUUGCACCUGCGCUGGUGUGUCAGAGUGAGCUUCGACAGACUUGACACGUGAUGUUGAAGUCACUGUCACGGAAACCGUCACGUUUGCCGUAUCUCCGGAGCUCACGCCUUGUGACAGCAUGCUCUUUGGGGCGUCGAGAAAGUUAAGUCAUACGCGCCUUUGCAUUAUGUUGCCGUUGUGCCAAUCGAUAUUAGCGCUGUCAUUGCUCUCCUGAAAAUAUAGGUGAAAC
Pollicipes pollicipes is the source of this 2467-nucleotide messenger RNA. Its product is annotated as G-protein coupled receptor Mth2. Gene Ontology annotation, cellular component: membrane. NCBI's taxonomy places the organism in Eukaryota, Metazoa, Arthropoda, Thecostraca, Pollicipedomorpha, Pollicipedidae. Gene Ontology annotation, biological process: G protein-coupled receptor signaling pathway. Gene Ontology annotation, molecular function: G protein-coupled receptor activity. Bases 18 to 851 code for a protein of 277 amino acids. The transcript has 6 exons. The record is from RefSeq and is a predicted model, not a curated record.